AUGUUGGAGAUGCUUGAAUACAGCCACUAUCAGGUGCAGUCCCACCUGGAGAAUCCCACAAAGUACCACAUCCAGCAAGCUCAGAGGCAGCAGGUGAGGCACUAUUUGUCCACCACCCUUGGUGGUAAAGCCAGCGGUCAGUGCCCCAGCCAGCCCCCCGAGCAUGGCAUGCCGCCCGGGCCUGGCAGCAGCGCUCCAAACAGCCCCAUGGCCCUGCUUACUCUGAGCUCCAACUGUGAGAAAGAGAUGGAUGAUGUUAUCGAUGAUAUUAUAAGCUUGGAGUCAAGUUAUAAUGACGAUGUACUUGGAAUAAUGGACCAAGCACUCCAAAUGAACAACCCGCUCCCUGUGUCUGGUAACCUUCUUGAUGUUUACGGCAACCAAGCACUUCCUCUGCCAGGCCUCGGCAUCAGCAACUCCUGUCCACCCAACAUUAAGAGGGAAUACACAGUUACUCCAGCUCCUGACAUGAAGCAAGUACUGGACAAGACUGGAUCCUGUGGCCAGUAUGAAAACUAUCACAGGCCAGAGGGCUUUCCAGUAGAGGCUGAAGUACGAGCUCUUGCUAAAGAGAGACAGAAGAAAGACAACCACAACUUAAUUGAACGAAGACGGAGAUUCAACAUCAAUGACAGAAUCAAAGAACUUGGAACCCUGAUCCCCAAGUCAAAUGACCCAGACAUGCGGUGGAAUAAGGGCACUAUUCUGAAGGCCUCGGUGGACUAUAUCAGAAGGCUACAGCGAGAGCAGGAGAGGGCCAAGGAGCUGGAGUGCCGACAAAGGAAGCUGGAGCACGCGAACCGCCAUCUAAUGCUUCGUAUACAGGAGUUGGAAAUCCAGGCCCGAGCUCAUGGUCUGACAGUGGUGGCGUCCCCAUCUUACUGCACAUCAGAGCUGAUGGCCAGAGCCAUCAAACAGGAGCCCCUCCUCAGUGACUGCCCCUCAGAUCACUACCAGCACUGCACGGCUGCUGACAUGUCUCCUCCAACCACGCUCGACCUCAACAACGGAACAAUAACCUUUGACCAGGUUCCGGCAGAUGCUGGGGACCCUGGCACCUAUGGAAACUCCAGGACCUGUAAACUGCAAGAGUUGACAAAGGAAAACACCCUGUCACCUAUUUCUCCAAGUGACCCCCUGCUGUCCUCCAUGUCUCCAGAUGGCUCCAACAUCAGCAGCCGCCACAGCUCCAGCUCUGGUAUGGAGGACAAGGAGCAAGGCUGUUAG
Molecule: messenger RNA, 1227 nt
Organism: Cheilinus undulatus (humphead wrasse)
Lineage: Eukaryota; Metazoa; Chordata; Actinopteri; Labriformes; Labridae
Gene: mitfa
Product: melanocyte inducing transcription factor a
Exons: 9
Coding region: 1-1227 (408 amino acids)
Biological process (GO): melanocyte differentiation; regulation of transcription by RNA polymerase II
Cellular component (GO): nucleus
Molecular function (GO): protein dimerization activity; RNA polymerase II cis-regulatory region sequence-specific DNA binding; DNA-binding transcription factor activity, RNA polymerase II-specific
Source: RefSeq, a predicted model, not a curated record